CGGGGGCUGGCAGGGACCCAGCCACGCAGAGGGAGCAGGUGGACGGCCAGGCAGCCCCUUCCCACAGCCCUGCUCCAGCCCCAUAAGCACAUGGCUUGGAUACACUGACUGCUGUCUUCUGAGGAGCUGAUGUCUUUGUCCGGACACCCCCCUGAUGGCUCUGAUCUCCUCUCCUGACCCUUCCACAUCCAUUCCAGGACUCUCAUCUUCACGACCAGGAGCAAGAAUGCUUGCUGUCCCUUUGACAGCCUGUGCCAGCCACCCACCAGUCAGUUUGGAGUAUUUUCCCAUCACAUGUCCGCAUCUUGCUUGAUGAUCGGCGCCCUGGUCUAUGGAAAUUCCCCUUAUUUCAUCUGUUGCUUUAUCUUGCUGGUCUUCAUCUUGGAUAAAGUCCUUGGCCACAUCCUACUCAUACCUUACUCUCAGUUCAUCUCACCCUUCUAAAGGUUUAAAGAAGAGCAGAGAGAUUCACAUGGAGGUACAGGCUGGCUGAAGCUGUCCUUGCUUGAGCUAUCCAGAAGCCAUGGGCCGUCGGCUCAUACGGGGUCUCUCCGGAGCUGCAGUCUUUCUGGUCAGUGUGGCUCUCCUUUCUGUACGGCACCGUGGAGCUCAGGAAACCUUGGGAUACCCAGGGCUCAGGGAGCAGAUACUGGAGAAUCCAGAGCAACGAACACAUGAGAGCCCAGAGGAUGCCAAGGGAGGUAGAAGAACUGGGCAGAAGAACCUGCAGGUCAGUUCUCUGGACAAAUAUAAGACUGAAGGGAACCUGACCCUUGGGGAUGUUUUCAUAGCUGUGAAGACCACCAGGAGAUUUCACCAGAGCAGGAUGGAGCUGCUUCUGGACACGUGGAUAUCCCGGGCAAGAGAGCAGACGUAUGUCUUCACAGAUGAAGAAGAUGAUGCCUUGAAGAGAAGAAUGGGUGACCGUGUGGUGUUCACCAGCUGCUCUACUGAGCACAGUCACUCAGCCCUCUCCUGCAAGAUGGCUGCAGAGUUUGACGCAUUCCUGUCUAGUGACAAGAGCUGGUUCUGCCAUUUGGAUGAUGACAACUAUCUGAACCCUGAGGCCCUCCUGAAGCUCCUGUCCUCAUACUCUCCAAUGAAGGAUGUCUACCUAGGGAAACCCAGCUUGAACCGACCCAUUCGAGCCUCUGAAACACUGUCUAACAACCAGACGAAAUCUGUGCGCUUCUGGUUUGCCACAGGAGGAGCUGGAUUUUGCAUCAGUCGCAGGCUGGCAAGGAAGAUGAUGCCUUGGGCCAGUGGCAAGAACUUCCUGAGCACCUCAGAGCUCAUCCGUCUGCCAGACGACUGCACCAUAGGUUACAUCAUUGAGUGCAAAGUUGGUGGGCAGCUGCUGCCCAGCAUGCUCUUCCACUCCCACCUGGAGAAUCUGCAGCUCAUCCCCAGCUCUCAUCUCAUGCAGCAGGUCACACUCAGCUAUGGUGUCUUUGAGAACAAGCUCAACGUUAUCAAACUCAGCGGUCCCUUCUCACCCCAGCAAGAUCCCUCAAGGUUUCGAUCUCUCCACUGCCAUCUCUAUCCUGAUACCCCCUGGUGCCUUCAGGCUGUUGGUUGGUGAUGCCCAAGCUACAGUGAGUCCUGGUGUUAUCCCUUCAGCUUGUGCAUGUAGGGGAUGGGGCACUGAAGAAGCUUGGUGCUCCCAGCUUCCCCUUACUUAUGGUGGUUGGGGCUUUUUGGUCCUUGCUGAGUACCAGUGAUACAGGAGAAGAGAGAUCUGUACCAAAGAUGGAUAAUGUGGGCUGGACAUAUGGAUGGGCUUCCCAUCUGUGCUGGGAUGCUUACAAAAGAUGAGAGCAGCAUGCUUUCCUGAACAGAUUAAGGACUGGGUGGUGAUUGCUGGACAUGUGGGUAGAGAUGGGACCCACUGCUCCUUGUUGUGGUUUCACUGUACUGAAUCAGAAGGAUGCUGGAUCAGGGUACCCAGUGCCAGACUGAGGAUCACUGAAAGUGUGCCUUGGCUUCAGUCUCUGAGGCUUCUUUCUCUGUAUGUGCCUGGGCUUCCCCCAUUUCCCACUGUUCCCAGCUGCAGCCCUUUGGCUGAGUCUCUGCCUCGUUAAACUCUGAUUCCACUCUCCCUUCAGAAAUGGAAAAUGUGAUCAUUUCUGUGCUGAAUGAGUGCUGAAAAAGCAAAGCUCUUGGCCAUCAGAGGGGAGGUGGGCAAGAAAUGUAAGAAAUCAAGAAUCACUCCUUGGCUGGGACAGGGGAGAGAGUACGAAAUGGGGAUCAUGGAAGGAGAGAUGGAGAUGAGGAUGUUUUCUGCUCUAAAUACUGAAGGCUUGAUCUUAUAUGACCCUGCAUUAUUCCUCUCUUUUUACCUGCUUGAUAUGGGGUCAGGAUAAUCUUUUGCUCUAAUUAUCAACCUGUCGUCUGAGAUUAGACUCCAACUCCUACCUGUGAGAGAGGAGACAUAAAGGAUUAAAACUGGCUGAAAGAGAGGAGAAAGGAAGAGAUGGAGAAGGAGCACACGGGAGCGGAUUAGAGGUUACACCUUUAAAAUCUUCUCUGUGCCCUGACCAAAAAAAAUUAAGUCAUGAAGGAAUGGAAACUGCAGGGCAAAGAGCUUUUUAUCUCUGCAUUUCUUUCUUCCAGAUGCUAAGAGCAGCUUUCUGCCUUCCUGCUGUCCCUGCUAAAGACAACAGGGAGAAGGAGCCAGCCCAGAUAGGUUACAGGCUUUCUGGCAUGUUUAUGGAUAACCCCUUUCUCAGCACAGAUCCUGCCAUGAAAGCGAGACAAUUCCACUCAAUGGGGAAUGGACUUGGACACCAUUUUGUGCCUGUACACAUGAAUAAAUAGCUGGGGAAGAGCAAUGCGGGAAGGCUGGAAGGCAAAGGGGCUGUUUUACAUGGCAGGCAGCACCACAAUCAGGUAUUUCUCUUUAAAGAGUGCUUCAAAACAGACUGCUGGAAUCAGAGAGAGAUUCCUGUAAUCUCUGGUUGAAAGGACGUGUGCCCUUUCUCCAAAGAGCUGCUCAGCUUUGAUGCUGCUGAUUGGACUAAGCCUGCUACUGGUGGGCUGGCAGAGCCAAGGGGGGGACUAUCGCCAUGCCUCUACCACGCUGGAAACUGGUCACCCUAUUUUCCCAUCCCACCUCACCCCUCAGACACCAGCAUCUCCCCUACAGCUUGCAUGAGGCCUAAAGAAAAGGCAUCAGAAAGACCUUCUAUCUCAUCAAAGAGGGACCUAGAAAUGAAUGAUCACUGUAAUUACUGAUGAAGAAGAAAGAGGGGGCCUGCGGAGCUGCUUUCCAGCCUGGUCAUUCUUAUGAGCUUUAGGCAGUUUGUGAAGCAGCCAAGAACCCCUCUUUCUGAUCUUGCACAAUAUGUCUUUGAACUGGAAAUUCAUGCUGAGCAGUGGCAGGAACUACGUAAUAGCAGUGACCAUUCUGGGAGAAGUGCAAAGCGCUCCAUCUCACACAGCCAUGUGAGACAUGGAGCUCAAAAUAGAGACAACCCAGGUAGCAGACAAUCGGUGCAGCAUAAAAUAGUCCUACCCAAAGGGCAAAUGGUUUUGUUUGAACUCAACUAGAACAUGAAAAAUGCUUUCACGAGAAGAAAUAAAGGAAGCUGAUAUACAGAAGGUAGACCAAAUUUUUACAUGAUCUGAUAGUGAUAGGACAAGGGGGAAUGAUUUUAAGAUAAAAGAGGGGAGAUUUAGGUUAUAUGUUAGGUGGGAAUUCAUUACUCAGAGGGCGGUAAAGCGCUGGCACAGCUGCUCAGAGAAGCUGUGAUGCCCCAUCCCUGGAGGUGCUCAAGGCCAGGUUGGAUGGGGCCCAGGGCAGCCUGAGCUGGUGGGGGCAGCGCUGCCCACAGCAGGGCUUGGGACUGAGUGGGCUGUGAGGACCCUUCCAACCCAACCACUCUGUGAUUCUAUGAAUCUACGCUACCCAGAUAAUAUCUUUUAUCCUCAUUCAACUCACAGCUAUGCUGUUAAUUGAGUCUUGCAGUGAAAAUGCCAGUCCUAUCUGUGGAUAUCCUGGUAUCAGCCAAAGCACAAUGAGAUUCGUGUGCCUGAGAAGAAGAAGGUGGUACAGCAGACUCACUGCCCUUUGAAGAAACUGGAAGGUCUUGUUGGAUCCUGGCCUCAGCUGUUCUGAAUUGGCCCAGUGCUUUCAGUAAGGCUGUUCAAUGAUUUGGGUCCUUGAGUGGCUGCAUGGGGACCGUUUCAGAUGAGGCUUUUAUACAGGAGCAGUGCCACUUCUGUGGAAAAUAUCCUCUUGCAUAAGAAAACAGAGAAGAAAUGAGGGGAUGUCUGGGCAGGGCAUCUCUCGGGCUGUAGAGAAAUGAAUGACAGAAAGGUCCUGAUGUACCUGUGAGAGCAAUGCACUGGGAAGAAAAUUGCUUUUCAGAGUCAACAUAAGAAACCACGGCUUCUCCAAGAACAGGGAAACAGCUUAAGGGGACAUUCUCCUCUUGAAAUCUGAUCAGUGUUAAAACCUGAGUUAAAAUUAGUUUCAGGAAUGGUUCCUGCCCCUGGGGCUUGCUGUCAGAUGUUGUGGUUUUACAGUCUCAUUUUCCUAGUUUAUUAAAAUGUUUAGCUGCUUGGGAAAAUGAGUAACAAUCUCAUGUGAAACUUUCCAUGGGCUGAUCUUUUUUUUUAUUCUCCUUCAUGAUUUUCUGAUGUAACAGAUUGUAACAGUCAAGAGUUUUUUUGAAAGAGUUCCACUGGGUCUAUUAAAAUGUUGUGUUUUUCUUUCCUUUUCCCUCUUUCACAUUCCCAUUUCUCACUGCAGUUUAAAAAAAAAAAAGAAAAAAGAACUCUAUCCCAAGAACUAAAAGGGAUGGAGACAUGGUCUUUUUAUUUUACUGGGAAAAAUGGGGUCAAAGCCAAAGGUGUUGGCAUGACCCUGCUGUUGUACAACAUUAUGUGUAGCUCUGGAUUUCAAGUACAGAGGCCUCAGCUGCCCAACACCAUAGCAACGAACACUAUUAAUGAUGUUUAAGCUGUGUACUGAAGAUUCAGAGAAAAGGGAAGGAGGGGAAAAAGCCAGUUACAGUAUUUGAAAUGUAAGGUAUUAAGUGGAGCUUUCAUGUUAACAAUAACUUUUUUUAUGCUUUUCCCUGAACUGCAAAGAAUUUUUACAAGAAAAGCCCAAUUUGACAGGGCAAAAAAUGCUAAUGACUAUCCUUUCUUCAGGGGGAAAACCGAAGUUAGUUGAAAUAGGAGGGAAACUGCAAUUGUUGCUAAAGGCUUGAAGGGGAGAGAGAAGAAUAGUAAUGCUAUAUAAUGCUUUUCUGGUGCCAAUUCCUCUUAACAGCUCUGCUGUUGAAGGAAAACAGAUUUCAGUGGACCAAUGGGAUCUACUGAGCUUGUACCAAGGCUGCAGCCACAGCUCCCUCCCCAAGCCUCUUGCUAAAGAUGCAGCCUUCCAAAGACUAACAGUGUAUUAAACAGAAACCAAAGGGCAAGAAAUGGGAAGAAAGAGAUUGGAAGGAAACUAACAACCAAGCAGUAGAACUUGGAAGAGGUGAGAUUGGCUGGCCCCAACUCUCUUCAUUUUCUUCUUUUUAUUUGCUUGUUUGCUUAUUUGUUUGCUUAUGAAAAGCUGAUAUGCCAUUUGUACUAAAUUCCUCACAGAAGUUUUAUCUUAAUUUUGAGUCUUUGUCUGCCCAUGCUUACGAUGCAGGUACCUCUUUAAGUGCCUGUGUGUUCAGCAGCACUUUUCAUUUAUUUCUUUCUGUUAUCUCCAAUCCCUGAAUAACCCCACAGGACAACAGGCUUGUCCUUUUGCACUACUGGCCACCAGGGCUCUACGCACUUCUUUUUGCCUCCUAAGCUUUAUGCCCUUCUUUGGGUGAGGUAGUUGGGUCUAGGUUUUCAAAUAAAACAAACAAAAAUGCUUGAUCACCUGUUUCUGCAUCCAUAGUGACACAUUUUCAUGUCUCAUCUACCACACAUUCUUUUUCUAAUUUCACCUGUAUUUCCCCUGUAAAUAGUGGGCUCCAUAUGCAAUUAAAUCAUAGAACUCAAAGCUGAAGGACCAUGUGUCCAUCACAGCUUUGAAUUAGAGGCAACAAACCACAGAGUUUGGCCUCUGCUCUCAGUCAGUGCCAGACAUGGGAUCUCACACAAAGAAUCUCAAUCUGGGCUUAUGGCUCCACUGAAAAGGAUGUGAAUGUUGCCAUAGACAUAAGCAAAACCAAGAGCUGUGACAAAUAUAAAUGCCCAUUUCUGUUUUCACCAACUACUGCAGGAUUUUUCCUAUAGAUUUUCUACCCAAUUACCUGGGAUGUUAAAGGAGUUGAGGUCUGAGCUGUUGUCACUCAGCUGGCAUUACCUCUUUAAGGCUAUCCCUUGAAAGCAUGAGUUUUUUGGUCACUCCUGCUUUAUCCAGCUUGGACUCCAAGAAGACUGGGAAUUCAUCUGUAUCUCUGUUUGAAAUGAGUGUGCUUAAUUACAGACCUCUAGAAUGGGCUGCUUGCCUAUCAGUCAUGCUCAAAUUGCCUUCCAGGAUUUUGCAAGGCUAAGGAGCCUCUUCAGAUGUUGUGUCUGACUGCUCCUUGGUUAAACCUCCUUUGGUUUCACUGGGAGCUGCAUCUGAUUUGUAGAGAACUUUGAGAACAAAUUAAACAGAGCACUUUGUACAUGGAUUUUAUGGCCCUAACCCUCCAGCCACUGCUUGAGAAGAAUACUGUUGAUUUUGGCAGUGUAAGAAAAAGAAUUGAAACUAGACAAGGCAAUUGAAGGGGGAGAAAUGCUGCUAUGCUGAACCUCCAUUUUCCCUCUCCCAUCUCUAUAAAUGAGGCAGAGACAGAAACUGCAACUGGUGCCCUUGGCCAUAGUGCAUCAGGUGGAGAAUGUGCCUUAAAACAUCUGGUGUUGCAUCCAACAGACCCAGUCAUGAGUCCAGGCCAGCUUGUGCUUGGUGAUGGACAGAGAGAAAAAUGGUGCCUGCCCCAAAGCCUUACAAGCAGAAGCAUGGUAGAAAAGGCUUAUAAAACCAGUGGGAUAGUGCUGCCAUACCAGAGUAGGGGGAAAAAAGAUGGUGUUUGGGACGGGGAAGGACAGGAAUCACAGAAAAAUCUCACUCUCCACCCACAAAUACCAUGAAGGAGCUGAAGGAUAGGGAUGGAGAGGUGAAGGGAUAGAUAAGUAGCCUGGAUAAAGAACCAGAACAAAAUCUAUGUCCUCUUCAUGGCUGUGUUGGCAGCUGAUGAAUGCUGGCCUGAGGAUUGAUCCUUUGAGGGUUGGGUGUUCAACAAAAAGAGGGGAAAUCUGGAAAGAAAAAGGCAAGAAUGGCAUCACUGCAUCUCCCUCAGUCCACACAGUGACCUGUGGCUUUUCACACAUUACUACCCCAGUGGCAUAUCAGGAAAUGUAGGGCUUGGAAAAGAGAAUCAAUGUUUGCUCUGUGCUGCAUGGCUGCUGCCUGGGGACAUCCCGGUGCAAUUCAGCUCUCACGGGCACUCAGAGAAGCAGGAUGCACAGGGAAGACUCUGGCCCUCCUCACUGCCCCGCCAUUCCCACGUUACCAUCAGCUUUGACUGCAAUGAGGCUGACUGCAGAGACUGGACAAGCUCCCUCCACUUGUGAUAUUUCUUCAAAUGUGGGGCAGAGAUCUCCACUUUGAGCUCUUGAAGAGGCCAGUUUCUGAAGUCCUGGUAUGAUCCUUGCAGAUGGUCAGGGAAACAGGACCUCUCCAUAACCCCCUCUUUUCUCACAGCAUUGAGCUAGAGUUGGACAAUGUCUGUUUUUAGAAAAAGUGGCAGAUUCAACAGCUGAGCUGGUUUUCCAAAGGGAUGUAUAAAAUCAACAGCCUGCCAUCUGCUCUAUUGUCCUGGAAUAGCAGCUUGAAGGGUGAAGGAAGAAGGAAGGAGGGGGAGUGAAAGGAAUGAGAAAUAGGGGUGGGGGGAGAGAGUGGGAAGGAGGGGAGGAAAAGGCAGCAGAGAGGUGAGGAAGACCUUAUGGGAGGGGAGAGUGAAGGUGGAGGCUAGAGAAAGGUAGAGAAGAAGGAGAAGCAAAAAGAAAGCAGUUUGACAGUGGAAGUGGUGAGGGGAGAGGACAAGCAUGGGGACAAAGAGAGCUUGUUUCUCGUCACCCUGCAUAGAUCCCUGAUGACUUCGUGAGCCAGCAAGGUAGGCACCUGCAGCGCCCUUGGCCCUGGCUCGUGCUGAGCCAAAGCCUGACAGCAAAAUAAACAAACUGAACUUACUGACCUGGAUAAUCACUCCCCUUUCACCCACACAGCCCCUUCUGCUUGCCUGCUGUACCCCCUCACCUCCCGGGUUGGCUUUUAUUGAGUGCUGCAGGGAAGGCAUUGAACUCCAGGUUUGGCAGCAGAGUAAAUAACAGCAAUAUUGGCCUCUCCAGCUCAAGUGGGAGGAGGGGUGGUUUCAAUCAAAGGUAAAUAACAGUUGGUAUUCUCUGACCUUUAAUCCAAUUUCCUAGAAAUGGAAAAUAAUAUUCCAGCAUAGAUAUGUGGUGCUGGUCUACAAAAGAAGGAUAACUACUCAGCCAGCUGUUGGGCAAAGCACAGCCAAUGAGGCCUGAACUGGGGGAGAUGCCACAAGACAAGUAGUUCAUCCUUGCUGGCCUGAGACUGUAUUACUCUCAUCUGACUCUUCCUGGUGUAUUUUCCUUGUUUUAAUCAUCUCCCUAAGUGGAGCUGGGUUGCUGGUGGGUAGCACAUUCUCAUGAGAUAUGGACCCAGAUUGAUGGAGGCUCCCUGAUCUGCUCUGAGGAUAGGAGAAAAUGGCCCCAGCUGAUGCCUUGAAUCUGCAUCCCCAAAGGACAUUUUGCUAGAAAUUUAAAGUUGGAAAGAAAUAUUUAUGUAGCUAUUAGUCUGGUAACACAAUGGUCUCUGUGGCUGGAGAGCUUGCUCUCUGAUUUGGUCACAUUUUAGGAUCUCAGAGGUUUAAGGAGGUGGUGUUAUCAAUCUCUCAGGGGGUUAUCUGGUCCUGCAGAAGGAGCAGCUACCUCACAACCCUUCCAACCCUUCUGGCAGAAGUUUUUCCAACCAAGUACUAAAUCCUGCUCUUCUGGUACAGACUAUUAGUGUCUGAUUGGAAAACUGCUGAUAACUAAACAGUGGUAACAGGCUGAUCUUGUAAAAACAGGUUUCUUCUGUGCCAGUAUUGAUUUCCAGAUGAAGCAACUCUGUCAGGCUCUAGGGCACUGCUUUCUCCUCUGUGGGGCAGCUGAUUUGCAGUUCUCUGACAAAAAAAAGCCUGAUGAGGCCAGGCUGUGUUUGGAAGGAGGCAGAGAUACGUACAGGACCUGAGGGCAGAGAAGGUCAGAUCCUUUCUAGGCCUUCCAUCUUGCAGAAUGUGAUGGUUCAUAGGAGGGGUUUCAUCCACUGUGGACACAGAGCAUCAGUCCAUCCUGUGGGUGAACUGUGGUUUCAAAACCACGUUUCAGAUGAAAAAAUUUGUAACCCAUAUGGACUCUGAAAAAAAACUCUUCACCAAAAGCUCCCUGGUGACAAAUGUAGCUCAGAGCACGGCAGUUGUGUGACAAUCAAUUCCUGAUCAUACAUUAUAGACAGAUCACGUGCAGGAGGAACGGCCAAGUCCAUCAUCCCAUUUAAUUCUCUACUCUUCCAGUGUGGAUGCUGAGAGCCUGGGAGACAGCAACAGCAGUUUCAAAGUGCACUCAGACAUCCAGGGCAACACAGGAUAGAAGUACUGAGAGCUUAACCUCUAGACUGAGGAAUAGUGAAGUCCACCCUGCACAGAGAGACUCAGAUGAUGACUGAUCUUUGCAUUUCACUACCUGUCAUCUAGUCUUGCCUUAAGACAGUUAAGGAGAGGAAAAAAUGUUGGUUUUUUUUGCAUCCCUUUGAUGAUGUGUCAUUUUCCCUUUGCUCGACUCGCUCUCGGAGCACAGUGCUUUGGUAACUGCUUGAAAUCUCUGGAAUGGCCCUUGCCCUCUUGUCAGGGAGAGAGCAGGAAGAGGAGAGGGUUUGGGAGGCGGAAGCUCUGGUCAGCACCCUGGAGAGGGACGGGUCCGACAUGCCCCUGCUUUCACCUACUUGUCUUGCCUUCCACUGCCUUUUCCUGCAUUUUCUUGCCUUCCCCUACCUUACCUUGUCUCUACCCUCAUUUAUCCUGCCUUCCCUCUUUGUUUGCCUUUCCUUCAUUUUGGUGCAGGCUGAUGGACAGCAUCCUGGCCUGGCACAAUCCUACCUUGCCUUGCAACUAACACUAACCCUUUUUUUGCUCUUGUUUAGGAACAAAUACACGGUGCUACAGCUCUGUACACAGCUGCUCUGAUACUGUGGCUUAGAUCUGGGUUAUUUUUUGCAGACAAAUCCUCUUUUCUAUCAGAUUUGACAUCAGGCAAUCCCUUCAUAUCCCUCCCCUUCUCUCUAUCAGACUUCCCCCUUCUCUUCCUGCCCUGUGUUCUCUUUCCUGGCAUCUGUGCCCUUCCAUUCCCUCUGUAUCCCUCCAUCCCCUUUUCUUUUGUAUAGCCAGCUUUCAGUUCUCAUAUAUCAGAAGAAUUUCUGGUUUUGUUUCCAUCACAGUCUGUUCCCACCAGCAUGGAAACAGGGCAGAAGUCCACUGAGACCUGGAGGGAAAGAGGAAGCUUACAGAGAGCUGUAGUCAAAGCUUGUUUCAGUAAUCCAGUGCAGAUUUUCAUCUCUCUGCUCUUACCCUUAAAGUCCUAAGAGGCUUCUACCUGGGAGCUUUGCAAACUGUUAUUUCUCUGAGAUCUCCUUGAUGCAGGUUCUCAGUGCUCUGCUGAAGGGUGCCAGUAGCAUACAUUGGCUUAUUUGGUAGGAUCUGGUACCUAAUGAGUAAUAAGCCUUCUGAAGUCUACUGUGCUACUUGGAAGUGAUCCAGUUUGGGAAGGUGGGAUAUCAGUUUCAGCUGCAGAAAACCAUUUUAAUUUACAGGAGUUCAGGGAACUCCCAGCCUGACACCACUUUGGAUGGGAUUUAGGCAGGGUAGCAUGGAGGAUGGGAUUCAUGCCAGCACCACAGGCAUCUGGAUUUGGGUAGUGAAAAAAAAAAAAAAAAAAAAAAAAAAGGAGUU
Molecule: messenger RNA, 10994 nt
Organism: Lagopus muta (rock ptarmigan)
Lineage: Eukaryota; Metazoa; Chordata; Aves; Galliformes; Phasianidae
Gene: MFNG
Product: MFNG O-fucosylpeptide 3-beta-N-acetylglucosaminyltransferase
Exons: 8
Coding region: 524-1582 (352 amino acids)
Biological process (GO): regulation of Notch signaling pathway; pattern specification process
Cellular component (GO): Golgi membrane
Molecular function (GO): O-fucosylpeptide 3-beta-N-acetylglucosaminyltransferase activity
Source: RefSeq, a predicted model, not a curated record